AUGGAAGAAAUAGCAAAUAUGCUUAAGAAAAUGCAGGAUGACAUAACGAAACAAAGAAAAGAAUUAAAAAGUUUACAAGAAAAUAUUUCAAAGCCUAUCAUUGAAAAUAUGAACUUAAAAUUUAAGGAAAUUAUGACAAAAAAUGAAGAGCUUGAGGAAAUUAUUAAUAACCAACAAAAUGCAUUAGAAAGGAUAGAAAGACAAAUACGGAUGAAAAACAUAGUUUUAUUUGGGCUAGAGGAAAACGAAAAAAGCUAUGAAGAUUUAGAAAAUAAUAUUAUUAAACUUUUAAAUGAACACUUGAACGCAAAUUGUACCUUACAAGAUAUAGAAUCAGCUUUAAGACUAGGUAGGAAGAGAGAAAAACCUAGACCAAUUAAGAUUACGUUUUGUAAAUUAAACCUUAAAAUAAAAAUUUUAAAAACAAAAAAGCGAUUAGACUGUACUAACUAUUAUAUUAAAGAAGAUUUUACACCACAUGUACUGAAAAUACGAAAAGAACUCCAGAAAGAGGUUGACACGGCUAGAAAUCAGGGUAAAAAUGCUGUGCUAAGACGUGACAAAAUCGUCUACUUAGGUACAAAUAAAGAGAAUAUAAUGUAUCAGGAUUAA
Messenger RNA from Parnassius apollo (apollo), 612 nucleotides. NCBI's taxonomy places the organism in Eukaryota, Metazoa, Arthropoda, Insecta, Lepidoptera, Papilionidae. The record is from the annotation of a GenBank genome assembly.